AUGAAGACUUCCUUGGGAUUAAGAGGGCUCUUUCUCCUUUUUUCUUUACCAUGCACUUGUUCUGGGGAUUGGUCAGCUGUGCGAGUACGAUGCAGCUACUUUUGGUUCUAUGCCAAGAUUAAACCUACACUAUUUCACAACUUGUAUAUGAACCCCAAUGAAGCAUUUUUAGGAGAUGACUGCCCUGUAAACUGCACUUCACUAGAUGCUCAUUAUGAGUUUUUCUACUAUUCUCAUAACUGUGGCAUCAUAACCAAAACUUUCCAGGAGACUCUGCUGCUUAAAACUAAAAUCAAGUAUAUCUCAAGUAAUUCCAGAGACACAGCUGAAAUGCCACUGUCAUGUGUUGUCACAAAGCGAGUAUGGUACGCAGGACUCCUAUCCUGGUUCCCCACUCCAUCUUGGUCUUCCAGAUAA
Hippopotamus amphibius kiboko is the source of this 417-nucleotide messenger RNA. RefSeq names its product oocyte secreted protein 1 (gene OOSP1). The record is from RefSeq and is a predicted model, not a curated record. Bases 1 to 417 code for a protein of 138 amino acids. The transcript has 3 exons. NCBI's taxonomy places the organism in Eukaryota, Metazoa, Chordata, Mammalia, Artiodactyla, Hippopotamidae.